AUGGGAGUCUCUAAGAUCGAUAAUUGGAUCUCUCAGGGUCUGAUGGAGAAGGAAUUCAUCAUCGAGCGUCUUGACCAAAAAAUCGAAAACAGCUACGCUAUGAGCGAAGAAGAAAAGGCGGAUCUCAUUGGAAUCUUCAGUAGUAACGCUAUAUUGACCAAAUCCAACUUCAUCUCCCUUUUGGCUGCUCAAAGCACACUUUUCCGUUCGUCAGAAGGCAUCAAGGCUGGAGAGAUCAUAUAUGCCAGCAUCAAAUAUCUCGCAUCGCUACCAUUUUCUCAUUUCUCACAGGAAGUGGACGUUCAAGCAGAGGGCUUGUCCACGAAGCAGCUCAUGCGAAGCCUGUCAUGGGCAAUGCCUGGUCGUUAUGCGUACAUUAUUGAAGAAGGCCCGGAUACACGCGAGCAUACCAAGUCUGAUCACUGGAGACGAAUCUUCCAAAGCCUUGCAUCGGCCAUGGACGGUGGAGAUCCAUCCAAUGCAGAAAGAGACUUGCUCGAUCAAAUCUAUUCUACAGACUCCGAGUGCGACGGCGAUGAGAUUUUCCACGACCUAUUGGAUGUCAUUUACUCUACACAGGAGAUCAAUGACCAUCGCAAAGGUCCCCUUCCGCGCGACUGGUUUCGCUCUGUAGCCAAAGGUCUCGUGGCGAAGAACAAUAUUCCUUCAUUUCAUCAAUUUGCGAUUCCCAUUCAACGCUUCGUAACUUUCGUGGAGUGUCUUCUAGUGCUUCAAUUCGAGACAUCCGAGUCUGUCACCGAUGUUUCCCAAUUCAGCAAUGCAGCUCAGUCUAUUGCUACAUCCUUCUUAGAGAAGCCUGGUGACCAGGCCAUCACUUGGCAGAUGUUCGAGUACGGAAUGAAGAACACAACGCCAUACCUUCUUGAUGGCUACUAUCGCCUGCUUUCGCAAACCUUUCUUGGAAAGUCGAGCCCUAUAGAUGUUCUUGACGCUGCUACAGUUCCUCCCGGACCAGACCAUGUGGCUCUUACACUACCACUUCAAAGUCAACUUGUCACCUUCCUAGCUGGCUCUGUCGCCUUCGAAAGCCUCACCCGGAUGCAACACUACUGCUCUUCAAAUCUGCCAACGUCUGUUGCUCUGGUGAAUACAAUUCAAGAAGUAGUCCCUGACGAAGCCCUUUUACUACUCUUCGGCAAAGACACGUCGACAGGAGUGCCUCACGCAUUCGGGAUCUUCAGUCCCAAGCCCAAAUUCGACGGCUUGGGUAUCCAAAACAAUGUAUUCCCCGACCAGGAAGGAUAUGAAAGAUGUGCGCUUUUCCAACUGGCUCCGGUGCAAGACGUGUACAGAGGAGUGGUGGGUAAGCCAGGCUGGGUUGUUGACGAUAAGAGUAUUACUUUUGGGGAAGGCUCGGGAGUUGUGCUGACUUUGAGGGAUGGCCUCACACGUGCGGAAGUCAAGCAGCAAGUGGCAGAUGGAGAUGAUAUACAGAAAACGUAUGAGCCUAAUUAUUGGAGGGGAGACUGGGUGAUUAGUUUUGAUGUAUCGGGUAUAGAGAUAUGGAGCGAGAUAGUUUGA
Hymenoscyphus albidus is the source of this 1542-nucleotide messenger RNA. NCBI's taxonomy places the organism in Eukaryota, Fungi, Ascomycota, Leotiomycetes, Helotiales, Helotiaceae. The record is from the annotation of a GenBank genome assembly.